CCCGAAAGCAAUCUCUCGGUCUUAGUAUUUACGUCAGUGAUUUAUUAAUCCGAAUGGUUCGCAUCAUUACCCGUCCCCUCUUAUCCGUGGGACACUGUACACAACUGGUCCAGCUGAGAGCUGUUACACCUGUUCCUUUUCCGCUUCCGAUAUCUUUAGCUUCACUUCCACUGCUAUCAUUUCCUUCACAUCGUGCUCUGUUUAGCACCACUACAAUUGCUCCUACUUUGUCGUCCGCAGCUGAAAGGGUCAAGAUGUCGUCCGAAGGUGCAGCAGUAAAGCGACAGAGGUCCAACAAGGAUGUGCCCUACAACCUCAUUUACUGGCCAGGAAUUCCCGGCCGCGGAGAGUUCAUCCGGCUUACCCUCGAGGAAGCCGGUGCUGAGUACGUCGACACGGCCCAGGUCGAGGGAGGCAUCGACGAGGUGAUGGCUUAUGUCAAGGGCGAGAAACCCGACGACAAAACCAACCCUCCCAUCUUUGCGCCGCCCAUUCUCAAGCACGGUGACCUUGUCAUCAGCCAGACGCCCAAUAUUUUGCUGUAUCUAGGCCCGCGAUUGGGUCUCGUACCCGGUGUUGAGGACGAUCCGGAUGCUCUAUACAAGGUCAACGAGCUGGCACUUACGGCGCUGGAUGGAUUGAGCAACGAGCCGCACGACUGCCAUCAUCCUAUUGCGUCGGAGCUGUAUUACGAGGACCAAAAGGAAGAGGCCAAACGGAAGGUCGAGCAUUACGUCAAGACACGGUUACCCAAGUUUCUCGGUUACUUCGAAAGAGUCCUCAACUCCAAGGCCAGCGGUGAGGGCCCUUACCUCUACGCAGGCAAGCUGUCAUAUGCGGACUUGGUCCUAUUCCAGUGUUUGGAUGGCCUCAAGUUCAUGUUCCCCAAGGCUAUGGCGAAGUUGAACAAGGAGGGUAAACACUCAAAGCUAUUUGAGCUGUACGAUGCCGUCGGGCAAAGACCCAAGAUCAAGGAAUACCUUGGGGGUCCUCGUCGGCAGAAGUACAGCAGUGGCCUCUAUCGUUACUAUGAGGAGUUUGACAUUGAAGGCUGAGCAUGCAAGACAAGUGAUUACUGCUGGCCGUGGGUAUAACUUACGGCUUGGAUUUGUCUAUCAAGCCGUCUACUUGAUGAUGGAGUCUGUAAAUCUAGGACGAAUAGAUGCGAGACAAUGUGCUGAUGUUCAUGUUGACUCAAGGUUUUCCCCGAACAACAAUUUAUGUUGUCUGGUCGAACCAUACCUACAUGGGCUGGGUAGUCCAUGCGGCAUCUGGGUUAUAAUGAUGACUUUCGUUCCCAGAAGCGAUCCUCCUAAGCAUGAAACUCGAGUCGGGCGAGUUCCGUCGCGUUUUGUUGGCUGGGCCUUACUCCCAGCUCUUACUGAUGGCUAUCCCCGUGGGUAGAGAUAUCAGGGAGGAGAUGAGUAUUACAUAUGCCGUAUGAUUCUAUACCAUUAGAACGGCCAACAAGUUCUAGCCGAUGCAUCAGAUGCAUAUCUGGGACCAAAUUCUCACUUUUACUUCGGGCGUUGGCCCCGCCUAGGUUGAAAGUAAGGAAUAGAAGGUCAAAGCAGGCGAUAUGGUAACUGUAACAGC
This is a messenger RNA of Neurospora crassa OR74A, 1596 nucleotides long. RefSeq names its product glutathione S-transferase. The transcript is spliced from 2 exons. The record is from RefSeq and is a predicted model, not a curated record. NCBI's taxonomy places the organism in Eukaryota, Fungi, Ascomycota, Sordariomycetes, Sordariales, Sordariaceae. Bases 54 to 1055 code for a protein of 333 amino acids. Gene Ontology annotation, molecular function: glutathione transferase activity. Gene Ontology annotation, biological process: glutathione metabolic process.